Solanum pennellii is the source of this 522-nucleotide messenger RNA. RefSeq lists its product as uncharacterized. The record is from RefSeq and is a predicted model, not a curated record. Gene Ontology annotation, molecular function: structural constituent of ribosome. Lineage: Eukaryota; Viridiplantae; Streptophyta; Magnoliopsida; Solanales; Solanaceae. The coding region runs from base 1 to 522 and encodes 173 amino acids. Gene Ontology annotation, biological process: translation; endonucleolytic cleavage to generate mature 3'-end of SSU-rRNA from (SSU-rRNA, 5.8S rRNA, LSU-rRNA); endonucleolytic cleavage in ITS1 to separate SSU-rRNA from 5.8S rRNA and LSU-rRNA from tricistronic rRNA transcript (SSU-rRNA, 5.8S rRNA, LSU-rRNA). The transcript is spliced from 3 exons. Gene Ontology annotation, cellular component: ribosome; cytosolic small ribosomal subunit.
AUGUAUGAUUCUAAGGAUGAAGGACCUCCAAUCAAAAAUCCUCAGGGUACAGGAUUAGGUCCCAAGACAAAGAAUUUAUGGUCCCAAGAAAUUCAGGAAAUUAGUGCAAAGCAAGGUUUGUCUCCUAGAGGUAGGAAACAGGACAUACAAGCUUCUCAACAUCACCCAUGUACUUCUGAAACCUCUAGCAGGCCCAUGACAAAAUCUAAAUCCAAAGAACCUUUUGCAAAUAAUAACCAGCUUAACAUUGUGAGGAUGCAAUUGCAAAUGGAUAAUGCAAUUAGCAAUGAUAAUGCCACUGUCAAGAUGCAGAAUGACGAGGGACAAAACAUGGACCUUUACAUCCCUAGGAAGUUCUCUGCCACUAACAGGCUGAUAACUUCCAAGGAUCAUGCAUUUGUUCAGCUCAAUGUGGGCCAUUUGGAUGAGUCUGGCCGAUACACUGGCCAGUUCACCACUUAUGCUUUCUUUGGAUUAAUUCAAACCCAGGGAGAUGCCGAUAGUGCUCUUGAUAGGAUCUAG